ACACAAAAAAUAUUACGGUAAUGACAAAAGUAACUUACUUUUGAAUUAAAAAGUUGUUAAAAUUUGCUACAUUAAAAGUUUUUUUCUUGUUUUGAAAAUGAAAACUUUUACUGCUACAGUUUUUGAAAAUCUCAUUGCUCACUGAUUUAAAAGUUUUUACUUUUAAUUCGACUGUAAAAUUUCUUUCAUUUUGACGUUCUCGUGUAACCGUGUACGCCUAAGUCGCAAAUGUAAACAAACACUUUGGUGGGUCCGGUGGUGCUGGUGAGUCUAGGACGCAAAGUAAAGCCGACCGCGGCAGCAGCCAGGACUCGGAGGCGGAAACCUUCGUGAGCCAAACAGCAGCAGCGGAACGCCUUCGAAGGAGGGUGGUGCAGGAGCGGGACGAGGUCGAGUUCUCGAAAAGGACAAGGCCAGCUUCCUGCAGGAACUGCAGCUGUUCCACGGCCGGAAUUCCUAAGAAGGAAGCUUGGGUGUUUUGUGGGGUUUGUGAUUGAUUUUGUUUGUUUUUGUAGGAUGAGAGGUAGGAAUGUGGAUUCGCACCGGUUGUAUUGGGUGGUAGUGGCCCGGGAUUGAAGGUCAAUUCGCGUGAGGACUGGGGCGAGAUCAUCGAGGAGAUGGCGCUGCCGAAGCGUUGCGUGAACAACGAGAUUGCGUUGAAGAAGAUUAACUUCCGGUUUUUGGACAAGUACGCGAAAGUUUAUUUUCACGAUGGGCCUCCGACGAAGAGGAGGAUGUUGCACUCGGUGCCGGCGGUUUACAGCACCGCAACUUCCCGCCCACAAACACUCACGUCGCGACGGCGCAGCUUCAGCCGAAUGAAUCUGGACAGGCCUCAUCAACUCCAUGUUCCGGAUGCGCUUCCAGGAUCGGGAACUCCCCGUUCAGGCACUUUACUUUCCAGCCGGGAAACGUCGACCACCCUUCCCGAAUCAAUGGCCAACUCCUCCAAGACUGUCCUGAUUGAGGCCGGAAACGUGACCAUCGUGUUACACUGCUGUCGCGUCGAAGCCUCCAUCCGGAACCGACCAAACUGGGGUAUUCGGAAGUGACCGGUGGCGUACCGUAUGAAGCAGAAGGUAGUGGAGAAGCGUUAAAUACAUAAAAAAGUAUUUUUCUAACAUACUGUUUAAUUUUUUUUAAAUAAAUGUAAAAAACCAAGCACAUUUUUCUGAAAUUAUCCCUGUAGUGCUAAAUGUUGUGUAUUCUUGCCAUAAAAGGUUUCUUUUCCAAAUAAAAGUAAAAUACUUUUACCAAUACAACGAUUUUGUUCCAUAAAUGCAUGGUAGUAUCAAAAACUUUCCAACUUUUAAAUUGAAAAGUUUGAACUUUCUACGAAUAUUCACCAACGCGAACUUUUAAUCCAACGAACGAUCUUUUUAAAUUAAGAGUAAUUUUUCUUUGUGUGUAG
Molecule: messenger RNA, 1411 nt
Organism: Culex pipiens pallens (northern house mosquito)
Lineage: Eukaryota; Metazoa; Arthropoda; Insecta; Diptera; Culicidae
Exons: 3
Coding region: 618-1052 (144 amino acids)
Source: RefSeq, a predicted model, not a curated record